AUGAUACUUCUAGUGGUGGUUGUGGGAAGGGAUAAUUUUUGUGUCCAAGAAUGUUGCUCUAUGGUGAUUCCUUCAUCCUGUGGUAUCUUGCGACUGCAAAUGGUAGCAACAGCUGCGACAUGGAAAAUAUUUCCCUCAGUUUGUAACUUCAACGCAAGAGCAAAGCCACAAAACCCAAAAGCAAAGUCGCAAAACCCAGCUCUGCAUUUGGCCUCAAUUCUGAAGAAACCAGCAUCCUUUAAACGCAGCCAAGCAGCGAGACCAAAUCAUAGGAGCACCCACAAGUCACAAGUCAAUUGGCAAGUAGGAAAGAUAGAGAAAAGCCCAAUUUUGUCUACAAAGGAAAUGGUUCAAAUAUUAGAGCGGGAGGACACCCACAAAGCUCUCGAAAUAUUCAAGUGGGCCCAGGGACAUGGACCUUACAAACAUGAGCUUUAUACCUACAGAGUCAUGAUUCAGAAACUACUUUCUGUAAAAAGGUAUGAAGAAGUAGAAAACAUGCUCAAUGAGAUGAUGACAAAGGAUUUCCGAUGCAAAGAGCCGAGAGUGUUCAAUAGCUUAAUCAGGAGCUUUAGCGAGGCAUCAAUGAUGGAAGCAGCUUUCAAGGUUUAUGAUCGGAUGCAUGAUUUUUGUGAGCCCAAUGUUGAUACGUUUAAUGCUCUUCUGAAUGCACUGGUGCAAAACAAUAGUUUUGAAACAGCUAUUUCGUUCUUUAAUAAAUUGGUCUGGGCCAAAGUUCCUGUCUCUGUUACGACUUUCAAUAUUGCCAUUAAUGCACUUUGCAAGGCUCACAGGGUAGAGGAUGUUGUUGACCUCUUGAGGCAAAUGCCUAAACAGCGUUACCUGCCCGAUACAUAUACUUACAAUAUGCCAAUAAGAGGAUUUUGUGACAAAGGAAAUACCGAAGAAGCAGUUGAGUUACUCAUCGAGAUGACGAGUUCAUUUGCCAACGUUGUUACCUACACUUUGAUGAUUUGGGGCAUGGCCAAAGAGGGAUACAUUGACCAAGCUGUAGAAAUUGUACGCCAGAUGCCAGAUAGGGGUUGCUCUCCAAAUGUGUUCUCGUAUUGCUCUCUCAUGGCCGGUUCCUACAAAUAUGGAAGGUUUUCUGAUGUUCAAAAUAUUUUGGAUGAAAUGAUGCAAACAUUCAGUUUCUCGGGGGUGGUCCUCUUCAAUAUAUUGAUGAAUAGCCUUUGUAAGGAAGGGAAGUUGGAAGAAGCAUAUAGGGUUUUGGAUAGAAUGGAUGACAAGGGAGUUCAUCCUAAUGCUAUUACUUAUACAACAUUAAUUAGUGGAUACUGCAAAUCGGGUAAUAUAGAUAAGGCUAUGGAAUAUCCCGAGAAGAUUUUAAACGAGAUGUUUAGGAGUGACUGCACACCUGAUCUUUUAACAUACAACGUCUUCAUAUAUGGUAUGUGUAAAGAAGGGAAACUGCAGAAAACAGCCAGGGUGGUUGAUGAGAUGUUGGACAAUGGUUUCCCUCCUGACGUUUUAACCUACAGCACUGUGAUUCAUGCAUUGUGCAAGGGAGCCAAUAUGGACGAGUUAUCGUUACCUGGGAGCUGA
This is a messenger RNA of Cryptomeria japonica (Japanese cedar), 1566 nucleotides long. Its product is annotated as pentatricopeptide repeat-containing protein At1g09900-like. NCBI's taxonomy places the organism in Eukaryota, Viridiplantae, Streptophyta, Pinopsida, Cupressales, Cupressaceae. The transcript has 3 exons. The record is from RefSeq and is a predicted model, not a curated record. Gene Ontology annotation, molecular function: protein binding. Bases 1 to 1566 code for a protein of 521 amino acids.